GACUCCGUACUGAGCCAGGAUGUCGGAAAUUAACGAAGAGCGAGAAAAACAACUUGACGACUUGAAUAGUUUUAUUCAGUCGUCUUAUGAAGAACUAACCAGUGUUGUGUCUUCGCUAGGAUGGACCUUAGAGAGCAUAUCAAAUGAGAGCCACACCACUGUUACUUGUCCGUUUGAUGAUGGUCAUCGAGUCAGGGAAACUAGCCUUGGAAAUCAUUUGGAAAAAUGCCAGUGGAAAGCUGAGGGCUACAUGGAAUACGAUUUGCCUCUCUCGGAGCCUUGCCCAUCUGUUAAUCCUUCAUCUUCAAUUAAAUUUGAUGAACAUCUGCAGGACGAGGUAUUGCUACAAGCUCAACAACAAGAUCCUACAAUGGUCACAGCAGGUAUCGGUGACAGAUUAAUUCCUCGAACAUCGGACAGACUCACAGCAAGUUUCACUAGCGAUGAGAGAAAAGCUGUUUACGACUACGUUAUAGCCAACACAAUUACGCCUGACAUUGGAUAUGACAUUGCUGAUAUGAAUAAAGUAACGCAGAGAGACGAAGAUCGUCCAAAAACAUCCCUCCUCGAGUUACUGGCACAAGAACGUAAUCUGAAACGGAGAAGAGCCAAGCAUCGGGGUGUUCAUACAAACAAAAAAUCUCAGGUUGAAAUAUUACGAGAAGUGAUCAAUCAACAGAUGGAAAUGUAUGAAGAGUAUAUCACUGAUUCGUUAAUAAAAGUGGAUUCCAAGUCUUCUUCUAAGUCGGAAGCAAGUUCGUCAGAUUUUCACACCAAUUUCGAGAAGAAAAAUCUUGGAAAUAAUCAUUUCUCCGAGUGGCCGGGAAAAAGCUCCACCAAAAGCGAUAAAAAGAAGGACAUGCAUGCGUUUUCACCGGGCCAAAAACCCGCCACACAGAACAACGACCCCAGUUGUGUCAAGAGAAGAAAUAGGUCUCCGUCUCGAGGUAAUGAAAGACAAAAGCACCACUCCAAACACUCGAGAGACCGUUCAAAGGAAAGAAGUCGGCACAAGGAUGUGAGUCGUAGAUACCGAGGAAGGGAAGAAAAAUCGUGGAUCAAAGGAGAAAAUAAUCAUCAAACAGAGGAGGAUGAAACGAAGGAGCGAAAAAAACGACAUCGGUCGCGGGAUAGGAGUGAAAAAUAUAUUGAGAAAUCACGGCGACACGAAAAAUCUGAUGAUAGUUAUUUCUACAGGGAUCAACGUAAACGUGAUACUUAUAAUACAAGCUUCUCUCGCAUGAAAACAGUAUCAUUAGUAUUUCAUCAGCAGUUUCCACUCGAAGCAAUAUCAUUUUAUCAGCCUUACUGCAGGCAACCUGACGUACCGCGAUGCUCAUUACUGCAACCAAUGGUAGCUGUUGCAAACUUCAUUACACUCACCUCACACAAUAAAGUGAAACCUUCGAGUUAA
Molecule: messenger RNA, 1414 nt
Organism: Diprion similis
Lineage: Eukaryota; Metazoa; Arthropoda; Insecta; Hymenoptera; Diprionidae
Product: U11/U12 small nuclear ribonucleoprotein 48 kDa protein-like
Exons: 7
Coding region: 20-1414 (464 amino acids)
Source: RefSeq, a predicted model, not a curated record